AUGUCCAUUGCAUCUCUUCCCGUGGAAUUGAUCUCAAAGAUAUGUAACCAUCUAGAUCCCCAGCAAUGGGUCGCUCUGAGGUUAUCAUGCCGCGCAUUGUACGAGAACUCACUUGAGAAUUUCGCGGAAACCUAUUACAAAAACAUCCGUUUCAUUGUGACAAGUGAAAGUCUCCACGAAUUGGAAGAACUAUCCAAGUCAAAUGGUCUCCGCGAGCACGUCCAAGAGCUUUGGAUGAUACCAACUGUGUUCAGUGGCACUGAAAACCCCAUCGGCAUGGUAUCUAUAUCAUCAAAAAGCUGCCGACAAGUGAAAGGCGACGAGCUGAAUAUCCGACAUGCCGUUCACAAAGCGAUGAUCGCGGAUAAUUCCAACCUGCUGGAAUCAGAAACAUUCAGUGUUCGACUUCGGGAAUGCAUGGAUCGAUUUCAAAACCUCCAAACAAUAGGACUCGCACAUUACAGCACGGAAUUUUUGCUUGAUCCACGGCAGCAGACGGUUUCAUUCCUGGGAAGGCAACACAUAAUGAGCCAACUUGAUUUUCGAUUCGAUGUUUACAGCCUGCAAUCCUUAACCCACACCAAUAAAAACAGUCAGAUAAGGAAACUGAACUCUUUGGCAUUAUCGAAGCUUUUUCUUGCGUUAUGUGGCUCAAGCUGCAAACCCCGAAAGCUAUAUACCUGCGAUUCUAAUUUCUGUGGUGAUAUCGACCCCAAAAUUGUCCUCUCUGAAGAACAAUUUGACUCUCUACUGUCAGCUUUAAACAGCCUAGAGAAUCUUCAUUUAUGUAUUGAUCUCAAUGAGGCCGCCUGGCUGAAGCUUAUCACAAACCUUGCACCUCAGUUGGAAAGACUCACUUUGUCGCAAGAUCAUAUGCCUAGCUAUCUUUCACAAGAUGAGAUGCCUGCCUAUCCUGCAAAAAGCUACGUUGGGCACAUGUUCCAUGGAAUUAACUUCACUCGACUCCGGGAGCUUCAUAUUCAUGAGAUAGAUGUCUAUUUCAACACUUUAAAAUCACUAUUGCUUAGUGUAAAGAAAAACCUGGUCAUUCUUACACUUAAGCGAGUGACAUUACGCAGUGAGGAGUUGAGAGCUGCAGAUGAUUCUGCUUCGCAACACAGGGAAUCUCCCAAUCACCAAGAAAAUCAAAGCUCUACCCCGCUUCCAUCCAACAUCGCCAUCGUAUGGACCAACAUCGCCGUCGUUUGUACCAACACUGCCAUUAUUUUCACCAACGUCGCCAUCAUUUCAACCAACAUCGCCAUCGUACACACCAGCUCCGCCAGCAGCCGAACCGGAACUGCCAGAAAGCGCUCCCCCAUCCCCACAACAUUCCUCGAUUUCCGAAUCAUCUGA
Messenger RNA from Penicillium samsonianum, 1356 nucleotides. RefSeq names its product F-box protein. Gene Ontology annotation, molecular function: protein binding. The transcript has 2 exons. NCBI's taxonomy places the organism in Eukaryota, Fungi, Ascomycota, Eurotiomycetes, Eurotiales, Aspergillaceae. The coding region runs from base 1 to 1356 and encodes 451 amino acids. The record is from RefSeq and is a predicted model, not a curated record.